This is a messenger RNA of Lindgomyces ingoldianus, 913 nucleotides long. RefSeq lists its product as uncharacterized. NCBI's taxonomy places the organism in Eukaryota, Fungi, Ascomycota, Dothideomycetes, Pleosporales, Lindgomycetaceae. The record is from RefSeq and is a predicted model, not a curated record. Bases 54 to 746 code for a protein of 230 amino acids. The transcript is spliced from 2 exons. Gene Ontology annotation, molecular function: protein binding.
UGCAUUUCCCUACAUUCACUGACCCCAAUCCCGCAUACAAUUAAUAGCCGGCCAUGCCGGACAAACCACCUGAGUCUCCCACAGACCCGCCCGGGCCUAAGGAUGCGCGAAUCCCAGAAGCAGAAGCCUUGGACAUCUGGGGACCUAUCGUAAAAGUCAUUGUGGGCGACUCCGACCAAAUUUUCUACUUUCACCAGGGUCUGCUAUCCUCCAGCUCUUCUUUCUUCCGCGCCGCUAUGAAACCCGAAUGGGAUGAGCGCCGCGCAGAAACUAACACGAUCGACCUACGAGACACGGACCCGGCCAUCUUCAGGCUCUAUGCGCACUGGGCGUAUUUUGGAACAAUCCCCAUGCCGACAGAGGCUAAUGCGAGUGAUACCUUUGUUCAGCUAGCCCAUGCUUACGUACUCGGCGAGAAACUUAUGAGUACGAAGUUUAAGAACACAAUUUUGGAUACGUUUAUCACGUCGUCGAUGAAAUUCGGCUUCUAUCCGAUUGGGGAACCAGUAGCGGUCAUGUAUGAAGGUACUGCAGAGAAUUCAGCUGGGAGACGCUUGCUGGUAGAGUUUUGUGCGUAUGUUGCGCACGGGAAAGAGGAUUCGUGGAUGCUGGAGUUUGAGAAUUGUCCGAAGGAAUUUUUAGUCGAUGUUAUGAAGGUCAUGGUUAAAGUGAGGCCAGCGCCGACUGAAAAUCCAUGGCCGUGGCUUGAGGAAAGUACGCAAUAUCAUGAGAAAGAUUCUGUCUAAGGGAUGGGUUUGCACGUACUAUCUCUGGAGGGCGGGGUGCGGGGGAUUCUAGCAAGGGUGAGUGGUGAGUUAGACCUAUUGUCAGGGCGGAGUACAUGAUUUACAUUAGAUUUCUGUCAUACCUUGCAGGGUCUCACCCCAAUAUACGUCUUAAUAUAGACAACUUC